AUGUUGGAACAUGCAAAUUAUUUACAGAAAAUAUUAACUGACUUUGGCAAAGAGGAAGAAGCUACAUUGAUUGCAAUUAGUGAAGAUUAUAAGUACCAUCUUAUCAUAUAUCCAUCAGAACUUGUUAUCUCAGAAGCAGCAUUAGAACUGCUUUUAGAUAAUAAUAUUAAAUUUGAAAUAUUGAAUGAAUUGGAUAAUGCCUUUCAAUCUGAUAGUAUCCUUAAUGCUGGUAGUCAAGGAGAAUUGGUUAUAAGAUUGCUAUUUUUGAGUGCUUAA
This is a messenger RNA of Funneliformis caledonium, 276 nucleotides long. The record is from the annotation of a GenBank genome assembly. Lineage: Eukaryota; Fungi; Glomeromycota; Glomeromycetes; Glomerales; Glomeraceae.